Serpula lacrymans var. lacrymans S7.9 is the source of this 594-nucleotide messenger RNA. RefSeq lists its product as uncharacterized. Lineage: Eukaryota; Fungi; Basidiomycota; Agaricomycetes; Boletales; Serpulaceae. Gene Ontology annotation, biological process: GPI anchor biosynthetic process. The transcript is spliced from 4 exons. The record is from RefSeq and is a predicted model, not a curated record. Gene Ontology annotation, cellular component: glycosylphosphatidylinositol-N-acetylglucosaminyltransferase (GPI-GnT) complex. The coding region runs from base 1 to 594 and encodes 197 amino acids.
AUGCGACGCACAUGCCCUCUCCCUGACACUCAUCCUGAGUUCUCGAUCAUAGAAUGGCCAGGAUUCUGGGAAUAUCGAGUUGAGAACUGGCAUCUGGCCCGUGAUGGAAGCGGCAGGGUCAUCAACGGAGCCAAAACCUGGACUUGGUUUGACUCAGUCUUGCCUUUGGCGUUGUCUUUUGUAUGGCUGACGGUGUGGGACAGUACCCUUGCUUUAUCGGCAAUCGCUCUCGUUACUGCCUUACUCGCAUGGUCUAGGUGUAACCAAGUCCUUUAUGAAUCUGUGAUGCUCUUUCCUCCCCAUGGUGUUCAGAUAGAAUCACAUCGCGGGUUCCCCUCUUUAGAGCCUUUCUUUGUGUCUCGAAACUUCAUUCCACUGGAUACGCUUGAAGACUUCGUCAUCCAUGAAGGACUACGCAGGUUCAAUGUUCGGUUUUUCAUCGCUGCCCUCAAGCGAUCGGGAUCAUCUAAUGAAUUGUCAAUACAUGUUGCAUUUGAGAAUAUUUUACCUUAUUUUCCUGUCCUGCUUGAGGUAUACCAGGGGGUACAGCGCGUCAUGUUCCGUCGAGGUACAGAUGCUGUAGAUAGAAAUUAG